CGUCCGGGCGACAACAACACGCUGCAUGACGUCUUCGUCUCCAGGAAUCCGGGGGUCUGGGAGCGCAGUGGCUGCAGAGAUGAACGCCGAUAUCCGGAACGUCAAGGCGGACUACAAAUUCGAAUCUCGGAGGCUGUCGCACGACGCCGAUCGUGCGACCCGAAUGGACCGAGCGGCCCGCCCCGACGUGGCUAAGCUGCAUGACGGCAACGGAGGCGUCAAUCGCGACUACGCAGCGGAUGAUGGCCGAGCCUCCAGGAGUGUGGUCUGCUACAGGAAUGGAGAAGAGUGCGUCUUUCGUAAAGGCAGUAUCGUCUGUUACUCGGAGAACUGCGCAGCCAUCACCGACGAGAACUUGAACGAGCCCACCACGCUGCGUCUGAAACAGGACCUUAGCGGAGACGAUGAGCGCUCUUCUUCCUUAAGCGGCAGGCAAAAGCGCUCCUUCGGAACGACUCACGAAGAAUCGCUGCUGAAUAUCUUCAAGCAGGCGGCCGUGCCGUUCUUCCUUGGCGGACUAGGCACGGUGUUUGCGGGCCUGAUUCUCGACACGGUUCAGUUCUGGCCGCCGUUCCAGCACGUCACCGAGCUGUUCAUCGUGGUGCCUCCGCUUCUAGGCCUCAAGGGCAAUUUGGAGAUGACGCUUGCGGCCAGGCUGUCGACGCAGGCCAACCUGGGGAACAUGGACACGCCGAGGCAGGUGUGGGACAUUGCACUCGGCAACAUGGCGCUGGUUCAGUGCCAAGCGUGCGUGCUGUCCCUGCUGUCCUCGGUGUUCGCCAUCGUCAUGGGUCUCGCCUCCGACGACGCCUUCCGGCUCGACCAAGCUCUGUUUGUGGCAGCAUCCAGCAUGGCUACCGCCGCCGUCGCCAGCUUCCUACUGGGGACGGUGAUGGUUCUGGUGGUCGCGUAUUCUGGCCGCUGCCGCAUCAACCCGGACAAUGUGGCCACCUCAGUGGUGGACGCACUUGGUGACAUGACCACACUGGCCAUCCUGGCUGGGUUCUCUACACUCCUAUAUGGACACAUAGCACGGCCCUGGAUAGCCAGCGUGUUCGGCGCGGCCCUGGUGGUCGUGUGCCCCGCAUGGGUGUACCUGGCGCGCGGCCACCCGACCUCGAGGAAGGUGCUGGCCGUUGGCUGGUGGCCCAUCAUCGUCGCCAUGAUCAUCUCCAGCAUCGGUGGCUACAUCCUUGACCUUGCUGUCACCCACUUCAGCGGACUGGCCGUGUUUCAACCCGUCAUCAAUGGAGUCAACGGCAACCUGGCGGCCAUCCACGCCAGCCGGUUGUCGACGCUGUUCGCCAAGCGCUCCGAGCUCGGCUGGCAUCCGGAGGACGACAAGCGCCACUGCGUCGACCCGCUCACGGGACUCUGCGGACGCACUGACCGUUCUGCUGUACCUGGCCCGCUGUGGCGCCUACUGGAUGUGGCGGCGCAAGAUCGACCCGGACAACGCGCUCAUUCCGCUUCUCACGGGCUUCGGGGACCUGUGCGGCACCGGCUUGCUGCUGCUCGCGUUCCUCUUUCUCGAGAACAUCGAAGACCCCAGCGUCGCCGGAUUCGUCGGCCACCACGCAUCGCCGCUGGCCGCCAACGACACCAUCCUGGCCGCCAGCUGAACUCGUGUCGACGCGUCAGAGAAAAGUCGGCAGCGCUUCUUUCGUGGCACUCAAUCUGACGUUAUGGGACCCGAGCGAACACACAACCGUAGAUCGCUCGUCCCCGACAGUAGCUGCGCCGCCUGCCUAAACACGCACGCGAGAUGCUGCGCGAGGUGCUGAACGAGAUGGUGCCGCUGCUUCCGCACAGAGCCAGUUUCCGCGGCUUUCUGAAGAACAUUUCUCCAGAUUUCCAGCUUUUCUUUUUUUUUCAUAAGCUAACAAUGUGACGAGCUGAUUGAAAGGACGGGGGUUCGAGCAUUGUGAAUUUUUCAUGCACAAAAUAGUUUCAUGCUUGCUCAUAUCCGGCGAGACGGCCUGGCACACUCGACCGUGUCGUGGCGAGCUCUUUGUCUGAGGCAAAGCCAAGCACCACGGUUGUACAACUUGCUCAAAAAAACUUACACGCUU
This is a messenger RNA of Dermacentor silvarum, 2072 nucleotides long. RefSeq names its product solute carrier family 41 member 1. Gene Ontology annotation, biological process: monoatomic cation transport. Lineage: Eukaryota; Metazoa; Arthropoda; Arachnida; Ixodida; Ixodidae. Gene Ontology annotation, molecular function: monoatomic cation transmembrane transporter activity. Gene Ontology annotation, cellular component: plasma membrane. The transcript is spliced from 8 exons. The record is from RefSeq and is a predicted model, not a curated record. Bases 26 to 1681 code for a protein of 551 amino acids.